Molecule: messenger RNA, 2591 nt
Organism: Candoia aspera
Lineage: Eukaryota; Metazoa; Chordata; Lepidosauria; Squamata; Candoiidae
Gene: C2H17orf75
Product: chromosome 2 C17orf75 homolog
Cellular component (GO): trans-Golgi network
Source: RefSeq, a predicted model, not a curated record
GAGUAGAAUAGGUCGUUGCACUGUACGGCAAUAGGGGGAACGGAUUUUCUUAUCUCCGAGUUUGCAAGCAAAGAUGUUGCCUUCUCUUCAGGAAUCCGUAGACGGAGAUGAAAGAGAGCUGGAGAGCAGCGAGGAAGGAGGCGGCUUGCCCGAGGAACGGAAACCGGAGCGUAGCAGCAACAGCUACCACUGCUUGUACGACUUCCGAGGCUGCCGGUUACACCAUGGAACAGGUAGUGAUGAUGGGAGUCCAAGCAAAUCGCCAGCUGAAACGCCUUCUUCAGAUGACUUCAGCCUUUCAUUGGUGGACACUAAUUUACCAACUGAAGCCGAGGUGGAACUGCGCAGUUUGGUUGCCAAGUAUCUUAAUAAGGGAGCUUUUUUUGAGGGGAUGGGCAAUGUUGUAUCUGUCGAGUUGAGUAUUCCAGAAAGUCGUGUUGGUUGUUAUUACUGCCUGUUCCAGCCAGAAAAGUGUGCAGAAGGAGCCGAUCCCGAAUCAAGCCAGAGUCCCUUGGAAUACGUGAUCUGUUUUUUGGGAGGCUCAGAGAAAGGGCUUGAACUAUUCAGACUUGAGCUUGAUGGCUAUAUUCAAGAUCUGAAGACUUACUUAGAUUCAAAGCAAAGCAACCUGGAGACCUGCAUUAAGCCGCUCCUGAGAACUUGGUUUGAGGAUUUGGUGUGCCCUAUUCAGAGGGUGGUGAAGCUUUUCCAGGAGAAACUUGCCUUUGUACUACAUGCUGCUCUGAGUUGCACUCCUGUUGAAGUAAAUGGAUCUGAAGAAAGGACAGAGAAGGAUAUUAACAGGUUCCUUCGAGCAGCAAGUCUUCAAGAUCUUGUCCGGGAAGCUACAAUGGCUUCCUUAUGUACAGCAGCAGCAGCAGAGGAGGAGCAGUGCAAAUCAGUGACAAUUGACCUGAAUGGGCCACAGCCUUGCUUCCACAGUGCAGGAACAAAUAAGUUCUGCGAAGAUUGGACCCAAGCAUUUCUGAAUGUUUCCGAAGGGGAGAAUCCCUUCCUUUUUCGGCAAAUACUGGAAAACUUUAAAUUGAAGGCCAUACAGGACAUCAACAACCUGAAGCGGUUCAUCCGGCAGGCAGAAAUGAGCCAUUAUGCUUUGUUCAAGUGCUACCUGUUUCUGAAGAACUGUGGCAGUGGAGAUGUGCUCUUGAAGAUUGUGAAAGUAGAAUAUGCAGAAAUGCAAGAAGCCAGAAACGUCAUCAGUGUCUUGGAAGAAUUCAUGAGACCAGCUUGUAGUUUAAAUCCUUCUUCUCAACAGAGGGUGACUUGUAUGAUACCAAACCAGUGUGCAUCCAUGUAGAAUCACAGUGGUUGAGAAGGCAGCCUGUGGGGCUAUUUUGUUUUAAAUCAUGUGUACUUACCGUGGAGAGCUGCACUCAGUCCCAGCUCCUCACAGUACACAAACAUGUCAAAAAAGGGGGGGGGGAAAUCCUCUCACAGCAUAUACUGUGGGGUUGAGUUAAAUAGGCAAUUGUUGGUGUGGGAACAAGCUGAGUAUUCAGGUGCUCACUCUCUUUCCUGCUUUUUCUUGUCUGUCUGGCUUGUAAAACCACUGCUUGUUUCCCUGUAGUAUCCAGAUUGUGGUUUUAAGCUUUCCUUAAGCCAGCUCAGGUAGACAAAGAACAAUGGAUUUGAUCUAGAUUUCAGCAUAGUGUAGAUCCAGGCUACACUUCCUGGAGACAAAAUAAGCAUCAGUGGUUUUGUCAGCACUAAUCACUUGGGGGGGAGGGGAUGUCAGAGUAGAUGCCCAAAAUGGCUUAUUAGCAGAUACAUGUACAGAUCUUGUCUAAUCUAGAGCAACAUAGCUGCAAAUCUGGAUCAGGCGUAUGGAUUUUCUCCCAUUCUCUCUUGCUGUCAUAUAAACGCAGAUCUCACCCCAUUUAUGCAUGUAUCCCCACUCCGUCUAUCGCGGUGGCUGAACCUGAGCCCCAAAUAAAUUAACACACUGGUCAAAUUAAUUAUUAAUUAUUUAUAUUUGUACUUGUAAAACUUGACCCCAUUUUUACAAGUUGUGGAUAUGGGGCUUUGGGUGAGGUAUAUUUAUAUCGACCACUCAUUGGGGGAAAAAAGAAGCUGAACAGUACAUCUGAAAUAAAAUCUGUGCACAAAAUUGUUGGUGCAAAACUAUACUUACAUACACAAUAGAAAAAUAUUUUGGCAUUUCUUACAUCAUGCUGCUUUGCAAGUACACUCUUUGCUUGAAUAGCCCUCGAUGGGAAAAGCAUGUUCUAUUCAGCAUAUUUUUAAGGCAGAAUCACUUCGUUUGGUGCUAUAAUAAUAAGCCAUGGAGGAAGAUACUAACUGUGUAAGAAAAUAAAGAAAGUUCAUACUUCUUGCAUUUGUUAAUUCAGUGUAUAUUGUGGGGCAGUGAAAUCAACACAGUGACUAAUAAUGAGUAUUAAAUUUGGUGAAAAUUAAUAUAUUUUUGCUGCAUAAAUUCAAUCUGUAAAAUUCUGUGAGCUCUGUGAUACUGAUUUGCAUUCUAUCUGGAGAUCUUGGAGAGCCUCAGAAAGCUUUCUAUAAUGCAGGACUAUUGAUUAAUUAGGAUAUUAAAUGCAUUCACCUUCAAGCAA